AUGCUGGUCGAUACUAAAGAAAAUAGCUCAUUGAGAAAUGACAGUGUGUCGACGUCGAUCAGUUCAAUAAAAGAUACAUCUCUCUUAAGAAACUUCAAAAAUUCGUUUAAAAGAGUCGAUCAAGAUCAGAACAAGUUUGAUGACGAGAAAUAUAACAGUGUUGAUGAGGGUCAAAAAAGAUUGGUAGAUCAGCCUCUGCGGAAGACGCUUCAGCAGAGACAUUUGACUAUGAUUGCAAUUGGAGGUACCCUAGGAACUGGCCUUUUCAUCGGUUUAGGUGAAUCGCUGGCAUCAGGUCCCGGCAGUCUAUUAAUCGGUUAUAUUAUCGUGGGUAUAGCCGUCUUUUGUGUGGUACAAAGUGCGGCAGAACUGUCGUGCCAAUAUCCUGUGUCGGGUUCAUAUGCUACGCUUGUUACCAGGUUUAUGAAUGAAUCCUUCGGUUUUACAGUGGCAACAAACUACUGUCUAGCUUGGUUAGUAUGUUUUCCUAGUGAAUUGGUUGGUUCUGCAAUGGUUAUUCGUUAUUGGAAUGAUUCUGUCAACUCAUGCGUAUGGAUUGCUAUAUUUUGGGUAUUCGUCAUGUGUUUAAACCUUUUUGGUGUGGAAGGCUACGCUGAAACGGAAUUCUGGCUUUCAAUCAUCAAAAUAAUAGCUAUUAUAAUUUUCAUCAUCAUAGGUAUAGUGUUAAUAUGUGGAGGUGGCCCUAAUUCCACUGGCUACAUUGGUACUAAAUACUGGCAUGAUCCAGGAUCAUUUGCUCAUCCAGUAUUCAAAAGUCUCUGUAACACAUUUGUGUCAGCUGCUUACUCAUUCGGUGGGUGUGAAAUUGUUGUUUUAACAUCAGCUGAAUCAAGAAAGAUAUCUUCUAUUGCUCGUGCAGCUAAGGGAACGUUUUGGAGAAUAACGAUAUUUUAUUUAGUGACAAUCGUUAUCAUCGGUUGCUUGGUUCCAUAUACAGAUAACAAGCUUAUAAGUGCUACCAGCAGCGAAGACGUUACAGCUUCCCCUUUCGUCAUUGCCUUGAGUAAUUGUGGCGCAAUGGGUACAAGAGUGUCGCAUUUCAUGAAUACAGUUAUUCUCGUUUCUACAAUAUCGGUAUCGAACUCCUGUGUGUAUGCAUCUUCAAGAAUAAUACAGGCUUUAGGCGCUAUGAAUCAAUUGCCUAGUAUCUGUGGCUACAUUGACAGAAGGGGACGUCCUUUAGUUGGUAUCGCUAUCUGUGGUUUAUUCGGUCUAUUGGGAUUUCUAGUGGCAGCGGAAAACGAAGCUGCUAUUUUUACAUGGCUAUAUUCGUUAACCUCUGUUGCUUAUUUCGUCACAUGGUUUUCGAUUUGUUGGUGCCAAGUGAGAUUCAGAAUGGCUCUUAAGAGACAAGGCAGGAGUAACGAUGAAAUUGCAUACAAAUCGAUGCUGGGAAUCUAUGGAGGAUACGUUGGGGCUAUAUUAAACAUAGUAUUAAUUAUUGGGGAAGUCUAUAUAUCCAUAUUCCCUUUGAACGAAUCCCCAAGUGCAAAUAUAUUUUUCCAAAAUUGUCUAAGUAUUCCUAUCAUGCUAGUUUCUUUUUUUGGACACAAGAUCUACUGUAAAGGAUGGAAAGACUGGUUUGUUAGAGCUAAGGAUAUUGACCUUGACACAGGUAAUUCUAUAACAGAUUUCGAAAUUUUCAAAGCUGAAAUCGAAGAAGAAAAGGAAAGGAUAGCAUCGAGCCCAUUAUAUUAUCGGAUAUAUAGAUUUUGGUGCUAA
Kazachstania africana CBS 2517 is the source of this 1743-nucleotide messenger RNA. RefSeq lists its product as uncharacterized. Gene Ontology annotation, biological process: amino acid transmembrane transport. Bases 1 to 1743 code for a protein of 580 amino acids. The transcript has a single exon. NCBI's taxonomy places the organism in Eukaryota, Fungi, Ascomycota, Saccharomycetes, Saccharomycetales, Saccharomycetaceae. Gene Ontology annotation, cellular component: membrane. The record is from RefSeq and is a predicted model, not a curated record. Gene Ontology annotation, molecular function: amino acid transmembrane transporter activity.